UGGACUCGCGUGACGCCGACUCGGAGCUCCUCAGUCCGGGCAAGCUAACGCCGACCUCGGGGAUAAGCGUCUCGGUCGCGAGCAUGAUCGACGCGACGGACUUCAGGGCGAUGCAGCCGGAGCCGACCUAUCAGACGUUGACCUCGGUCGCGGAAAGGAUGUCGCCGCCCGGCUUCAGUCCGGGCUCCUCUUACGCGACCCUGACGCCGUUACAGCCGUUGCCGCCGAUCUCGACGAUGAGCGACAAGUUUGUAUACAGUGCACACGCGGCUGGCGGCGUCACCGGUAGUUUCGCGGUGAUGCAGAACAACGGCCUCGGUAACAUCGGCCUCGGGAUGGGCAGCUCGCCGUACGCGUACGACAAACUGCCUUCGAUGGGCAUGUCGCCGCCGCACAAUUAUCCCUCGCCGGGCGCGGGCCUUCAGCCGAGUCCUCUAUCGCCGCAGAGCGCCUACAGCCAGAGCGGACUUAACUCGCCGCACAAGUCUGCCAGUCCUCACUACGAUCCGGCCUUUUUGCCGAGGUUGCAGCAGAGUCCGGCGGCCCUGAGCCCUUCCUCGCCGCCGGCGGUCUCGGCGACGGCCAGUUUCGCGCCUUCUCACCAUUCCCCGCCCACGCACUCUGUGCCGGCUGCCUCGCCGCCUCCUAUGCAAACGCAGCUGCAGCAACAGCAGCAACAGCAGCAGCAACAACAGCAGCAACAACAGCAGCAGCAGCAGCAACAGUCGAUGCCGCAGCAGACGAUAUCGCACACGCAGCACGUGCAGCACACCUCGGUCGUGAUGAAGACAGUGUCCUCGGCCGGCAACGGGGCUGGCGAGGUAGAGGAGAUCAACACCAAGGAGCUGGCGCAGAGGAUCAGCGCCGAGCUCAAGAGGUACAGCAUACCGCAGGCGAUAUUCGCGCAGAGGGUCCUCUGUCGUAGCCAGGGCACCCUCAGCGACUUGCUGCGCAACCCGAAGCCCUGGUCCAAGCUCAAGAGCGGACGCGAGACCUUCCGACGGAUGUGGAAGUGGCUACAAGAGCCCGAGUUUCAAAGAAUGUCGGCCUUGCGGCUAGCAGCCCUGAGCAACUGCUCUGAGAGCGGAGGCGAGCCGGAAGCCAUGCUGGAUAUCCACCACCCAGGAACCGGUCUCGAGACUCAUCAUCAACAGUUUCACAACUCAUAUGCUGCACAGAUUCCACAACGCGGAACAUGCAAGAGGAAAGACGAGAUGGCGAGCCAGGCAGAACACCAACAGCCCGCCCCCAAGAAACCGCGCCUGGUUUUCACAGACCUUCAGCGCCGUACUCUACAGGCUAUUUUUAAAGAGACCAAAAGGCCAUCGAAAGAGAUGCAGGUGACAAUCGCCAGGCAGCUGGGCCUGGAACCGACGACGGUCGGCAACUUCUUCAUGAACGCUCGACGCCGGUCCAUGGACAAGUGGAAGGACGAGGACCCGAAGACCGUCGCGGUCGAUGAGGGACAGCUAUCACCCACAAUAGGUAUCGGGCAACGGCAGCCAAGCGACGUUUUGUGACACACGUCCGACCACGAGGAGUACCACGACGAGUCACCCGAAGAAGACUUGCCCUUCUCGUAAGGGCGGUGCGUUUCACGCGACGCGACGCGUUGCUGCGAUUUCGAGCGAGGGGAUAUCUCCAACUGGCCUGGAACGUCAGUUUUUUCACCCGUUAAACGAUGAUCUUCGCGAUCGGUGGUCGGUGAUCGGUGAUCGGGGGAUUUGUUUCGAUUACGUUGCGGGGACCAUGGGUUCGGAACGAAGCGUUUUUCGACACUCCGGGUGCUCUACGCAAGGAUCGACGAGACAUUUCGCACUUUGCGGUGCAAAGUUCUCGCGGGGCGUUCGUAUCAGAACGCGGACGUCUUUGGGAAUGUCUCGAAAAGCCUUACAAAUUAGCGAGAAAGAUAUUUGCCGAGGGAAGAUAGUUGUAUAGUCGAGCGUGUAGCCGUUGUCAGGAACAAAGUCCUUCGUUCGCUCGUAACACAACGUCGUUGUCGUUGUCGUUGGAUAUUUUCCCCUCUCUUUGCAGAAAAUUUGAAUAAUUCGCAAGAACCGAAGAGGGGCGAAAAUAUCGACGAUACCGACGGUUGGUUAUCAUUUACAAUCGAAUACACGAGUCAACGAAGGAUCCGUUGGAGACAAACGCGUUAACUACGUUCUUUCCUUUCGAGUCAUGACACGCGAACGUUUCAACGAGUUGCACUUACAGCUAGAGAAAUUUUAAGGCAUUAUACAGAGUACUGCGUCGUUCGUGUGCAAAUGAUACCUAAAUUUCCAGUUUUAGGACAAUUAGUAAAUAGCAUAAAGUUAUUUUAUAUCUAUCGUCGUACGCGAUACUAUUAUCUUAAAGGGACACGAAGCACGGUAGUAUAGAAAAUACAGGGUGGUUCGACGAACGUAAUUUCCUAAUCUUUUUCAAAGUGCGGAGUAUAUUUUUCCAUCGUUGCCGUGAUAAGAAAAUCCUAUUUAUUUCGACUAAUAUACGGACAGCACAAAAAUAUUCACCAUUGCCUGUCUCGAUGAGUUUCGACUCUAACUUUUUCUACGGGAACAAGUAGCUCUGAUUUCGUCCAAUUAACAGGCGGUAGACUUCGUUCGACCGUUCGAAUAUCGUACGCGAAGCACCAAGCAUCCCCGAUGCUUUCAAGAUUCGAUUCGGGUGCUUGGAGAAUUCACGACGGCUGAAUUUCGUAGCGGUUCAAUCGAAAGCGAAACGAAUUUCAAGGCAGAACCGGACGUUGUUCAAACUAUCACACAACGACGUAAUUAUCUUAUAACCGCGGUCGUAACGUCGUCUGAAAAGCACAGUCACUGUGAUCAUUUUUUAACGACGACCGUCCGUAACGCGCGUGGCAGCCUUGUUCGUGAAUAUUACAGUCAAGCCCUACCCCUCUACGGCCACGUCCAUUUUGUUCAACCUACUGACAAACUAUUUCCUUUCCCAACUAUUCGAUUCUACCGUAAAAGGAACAAGUUCCGGUUCUGUCGUCGCUGACGGUUUUUUCCCCCCACCGAGAGACUGUUGUUUCGUGGAAAAAUUUGGAUUCGAAAACGUAGAAAUACUUAGAACGACGGUAAAUUCGAUCGAUAGAUUGGUGAUCGUGCAAUAAUAAACUAACAUGACGUUCCAGAGAUCGAAAUCGAGCAUCGUCUAGCCGCGUCGAUAGAAACCGUGCCAGCCGGCGACUUUUCACCGCUAUAAUUCCCUCCUCCCCCCCUCCCCCUCUAGCCAUCGAGCUCGAACGGCCCUCGAAUCGAGAAUCACCGAAUCAGCGAAUCGUUCGAAACGUCGAAUCGAGCCUCUUCGGAAACUUGGUGCCAUAAUUUGCCAUACUAGAUUCAUCCCCUUGAUUUAAAACACUUUCUAGUCUAUGCGCGUCAAAGGUGCUUCUCCGACGGACGGCAUUUUUUAUCUAGUCAAAAUUGCGAAAGACGCGCCCCCGUAAGCUUCAUCGACGAGGAAAGGUUCGACCCAAACGUAUAGCAAUAUUUUAAACGGUAAUCGUACGAGGGGAAACCGUUGCCGCGUUUUCUCGCGCGUUGAACCCUUUGCGAUUGCCCGUGUUCCCGCAGCGAGCGGCCAGAAUUUAUUUAACGAAAAGAUACACUCGACGUCGAGCGUCGGGGUACUUUUUAAUACUGUAAUAAAUAUUUUAGACAAUGGACCGUUUCAGCGUCGCGUGGACAACUCUCGUGCCAUGUUUUAUUUAAGAUAAAAAAGAAGAAGGGAUAUCGAAAAGUGGCUCGUCGAUCGCAAAGGGUUUCGGGGCUGCACGAAUUUCGAAAAUUUGUGUAACUUUUUUUUUUGGGAAAAAAAGAGUACCUUUCCUAGAAAAUGAGGAAGCUUGUCCAACAACGAUCGACGUCGUCGCUUUGAAAGAUCGAUAGACAAUACGUCCCGAAUUUCAAUUCCCAUACCUUCAGAAACGCACGCAUACCUUGGAAAAGAAACAACGACGAGCUAAAAAUUUUCCCUGACGAUAAUUCUGGAAUGAUCGCUGGUAAAAAAGUAGACUGUGAGUUUAAAGCGACGACGCCUCGAUCGACGAAUAAAAGCACUGCGCGAAAAUUGAUGAAACAGAGAGGGCGAGAGAUCGAGGGGGGAGGAGAUGCUGGUCCGUAAACUCGUCGGCGAAAGAGGGUGCAGCGUUCAGGACUCGUCGUGUCCUCGUUGGUCGCUAAAAAGGGACAACCGAAUGAACCCGUUAAAACUGAACAAGAACGCAAACAAGAACAGCUUCGUUUCUUAACAAAACACAGUUACACUCACACUCACGCGCGUACGCGCGCGCGUACACUCUCUCACACACACACCCACACACACACAGUCACACGCGUACACAUGUACACACACGCGAAUGAAAAAUAAAGAGACAGACAGACAGACACGCAAACAAACAAAAAAGUGGCAUCGUGUCGAGGGUGCACGUGCCAAGUGAUAUAUUCUAUGUAUGUAAUGAACAUUGUAUAUCAGAGUGGACGCUGUUUUGUGCGAAUCGACGGAGAAGAGACGGACACGGGACGUGCGGAGGGUGAUCGUCCGCGAGAAUUAGUGGUUUCAGUGUUCACCGACAUGCGAGGAGAGAACAGAUUGCGUGCUUGGGAGAGAGAGAAAGGGAGAAUGAGUGAUCGAGCGAGUGAAAGACUUUGCGAACCGCACUCGAUACCGUACCGCAAUUGUGCUGUGCUAUUGUACAUAUUAAAGAACGAGAGAGGCGAGACACGCGAGAGACACACACACACAGAGACAUUCGAUCGCGUGGAAGUGCGGCGAUCGAACAGACUGAACGAGAGAAGAACGACCGAUUUUCAGUCGAACGGGGAGGUGGCUUCUUUUCGCGUUUCCCGCUUGCACGCGAGCCGUUCCUCCUUUGGAAAAAUUAUUCGUUUCUUUUUUGCGUUCGAUGGUGAAAUUAAUUUUUAAGCGAACACGCCGAUCCACCGGGCCCUCCCCCGCGCGACGUCCUCCCUUCACUUUCAAACUGAUUUUUAGUUUUCUCAGAGACGAAACCGAUUCGAGAAACAUGGACAAAUUCGUGUUGCGCUUUUCUUAAACGUCUUUACUAUUUUUGACCGUGAACUUGGUGUUGUUUCUCAACGCGAAUCGUAUGAACUCGAAGGGGACGAGUCGUUCGCGGGAGGAUUCGAUGCGAGAUGCGUUUAAAUAAGAAUCUUCUGUACUAGUCGAUACUGUAUUUCUACGUUAAAGCGUCCAAAUAGCAAAGUGAAAAACGCCCGGUCGAUGUUUCGCUCUAAACCGAUACUUUAAGCUUCGUCGAGCCCGCGGAGGCUCGAAUUCUGCGUUAUCGUUUUUUUUUUUCUCUCGUUUGAAUCGAAUUUCGACUUGGCCGGUGCACGCCGAAACCGGAAGUCACCGCGUUAAGAUAAACGUUAAACUCAUCGUACCAAAAAUGAACAAAAAAAAAAAAAUGCAGAGGAAACGGAAGCGGCCGUUGUCGCGGCCGUUGAUUAUAAGAACAUAUAUAGUACAAAGUAAACAUACAUUAUUGUAAUAACAGUUUAAAUUAAAUAUAAGAGGAGGGUCGCUGUUUGAACGGGGGUGCAAGGAUAGGUGAUAGAGGAAACGUUUCGACCGUUGGUUGGCUGACGCGUGACAACAGAAUGAACAUGAGUUGCGGAUAGUGGCUUGGUGCGUUGGAUUUUCAUGGAAGUUUUACUCGUCCGGCGUGGAGAAGUUUCCGUCUCGUUGUCGCGAUGAUGACUGUGCGACGACGUUGCGCUCGAGGUUCUCGCGAUUCGGUCCACGAUCAGGCUAAAUGUUCGUUUCGCAGGCAAUUCGUUCGAGAAACAAACCGUCGGUUCUCGAAAGGUGCAGAAAUCCUAUACGCCCACGCAGAACCAAACCAGAAUGUUUAGAAAGAAACAAGUUUUACAAUUAUAUUCGCGAGGUCGGAAGUUUAGAAAAUGAAAACCAAAGCAAUAACGAAGACACGCGGGAAGCUUUUAAAACGCGAAAGGAUCGUAAGAUCGAUAGCGUCUGUAGGGAACCAUAGAGAGCAGUCGUCGCAUCGUUAGAGAGGAAGAGGUUUCGCGAGUGCGCGCGUGCGGUUCAAAAUGGCGGAAGCGAACGCGGGAUCGUUGAAGGUGACCGUAACGAGACCGGAAGACGAAUCGAGAAUCGUGAUUUCGAGUCGUGGGGCAAACCGCGAAUGAAACGUACGCGAUAAGGGAUCUCUGUACGAUAAGCCUGUAAAUAGAUUAAUUGCGAUUAUUAAUUACGCUCGCGAUCGCGGACGAUUCUUCUUCUUAUUGUGGAUCAACGUCGUCGUCGUCGUUACCAUCGCCACCUUAGUCGCUAUUCUUCUUAUUACGAUUAUUUAUAUUACCAUUCCCGUUGCCAUUGAUCCGAUUUUUAUUAUCGUAACAGGACGAUUGAUUGUUGCAUAAAUACACACCGUGAACAUGUUCUUUGUUGAAGAAUGAGAGAGCGCCGAAUCGAGGGUGAAGGUCGAAGGUGGAUUUCGUUAGGACAAUUAUUCGAGAGGGUUUCGAAUCAGACGGGGUAAACGGAACAGCAAAAUAUCGUGAUCGAGUACCGACGAUCGAAAAGGAGAUCGAGCUAUCGUAGAGAAAUUGGGAAACCGAGAGACACACACGCUAGGUACACGCGAAACAAAACCCGCUAAACGUAAUG
Colletes gigas is the source of this 6660-nucleotide messenger RNA. Its product is annotated as homeobox protein onecut-like. Bases 84 to 1520 code for a protein of 478 amino acids. The transcript is spliced from 5 exons. Gene Ontology annotation, biological process: regulation of transcription by RNA polymerase II. Gene Ontology annotation, molecular function: DNA-binding transcription factor activity, RNA polymerase II-specific; RNA polymerase II cis-regulatory region sequence-specific DNA binding. Gene Ontology annotation, cellular component: nucleus. NCBI's taxonomy places the organism in Eukaryota, Metazoa, Arthropoda, Insecta, Hymenoptera, Colletidae. The record is from RefSeq and is a predicted model, not a curated record.